Molecule: messenger RNA, 1185 nt
Organism: Styela clava
Lineage: Eukaryota; Metazoa; Chordata; Ascidiacea; Stolidobranchia; Styelidae
Source: RefSeq, a predicted model, not a curated record
AUGUUGAACGAUUCCAGUCUUUGUGAUGUAAGCAUCUCAAUAGAAGGAACAGUUUUUUGGGCUCAUAGAUGUAUUCUGAUAGCUGCAUGUCCAACUUUAUUUGAUAUAAUUGUUAAAGAAUCUGAAAACUCUCAGAAAAAGACUGUUCAGUUAACUCUACAAGGCCUUUCAGUGUCUGGAUUUAAUGCUUUGCUAUUAUAUGUUUAUACUGGUCAACCACCUGAUGUAAAUGAUGAAUCUUUAAUGACUGAUUUUGUUAAAUCUUGCUGUGCACUUGGCGUAUCUCUUCCUGUAACAAAGAAAAAUAAGGACUUUCAUGAUAAAUUGAAGCAAAUACAGAAAGACACUGAAAUAGUUGUGGAAGUUACAGAUGUUUCAUAUAACAAACACAAUGAAUCUGACAUCACAGCAGAAUCAGAAGGUAUUGACAAUGACCAUGAUGUAAGCCCACAUGACAUCAUUGUUGAUGGUAUAGUGGAUGAGUUAAAUUCAGCUGAUGAGUUUGACAAAGAUUUACGUGAUGAAAUUGCGAUGCCUGAAAAGGAAAAGACUGAAGUUCAACCUCAACAAAAUGUGAUGCAUCAAAAAGAACCAGGGAGAGAAGAUUUUAAUUUGCAGUCACUAUAUUCUGUGAAUCGAAGAAUUGGAAAAACUGAUGUUACAUCUGAAGCCUCAACAUUGCUUUCAAAAUAUCCGAGGACACAGAAUCAUGAAAGAUCUUUAGUCGAAAAUGAUUCAAUAUCUCCAGUUGGACCAGCACUUUUUUCUGUGAAGCGAAGGAUUGGAAAAACUGGUGUUACAUCUGUAUCCUCACCAUUGCUUUCAAAAUAUACUAAGAUACAGAAUCGUAAGAGAUCUGUAGUCGAAAAUGAUUCAUUAUCUCCAAGUGAACCCGUUGUCCAUUGUCGUUGUCCAUUUGCAGGCUGUGGAAAAAUGUUUGAAACCAUACCCAAAAUGAAAAAACAUCGAUAUAUUCAUGGAAAGAAAAAACAUAUCUGCACUGUAUGUGAAAAAAAAUUCUUGAACAAGAAAGAUCUUAUUAACCACCGCAGAAUUCAUACAGGAGAAAAACCAUAUGAAUGUGCUGAAUGUAGUAUGAAAUUUACCAACAAAGUCAAGCCAGGCUAUCUGUCAGGAAGCAAUCAAGCAAGCACAGCCCUGAACUUAUUAAUGGCGACGAGGUGA